Tauraco erythrolophus (red-crested turaco) is the source of this 1251-nucleotide messenger RNA. RefSeq names its product O-sialoglycoprotein endopeptidase like 1 (gene OSGEPL1). NCBI's taxonomy places the organism in Eukaryota, Metazoa, Chordata, Aves, Musophagiformes, Musophagidae. Gene Ontology annotation, biological process: tRNA threonylcarbamoyladenosine modification. The record is from RefSeq and is a predicted model, not a curated record. Gene Ontology annotation, cellular component: mitochondrion.
AUGAACGGCGUUGCCAGAAGCCUUUUGAAAUCAGUUACGCCUGGCCGAGCUGCGUGGCUGAGGAGCAGCUCCGCUCGCUCUGGAAAACAGCAUCUUCGGAAACUAGUUCUGGGAAUAGAGACAAGCUGUGAUGACACCGGCGCUGCGGUAGUGGACGAUGCCGGCAAUGUUCUGGGGGAAGCGCUGCACUGUCAGGAGGCAGUCCACUUACAAGCAGGUGGAAUAAUUCCUGUGGUGGCACAGCAGCUUCACAGAGAAAACAUCGAACAAGUAGUAGAAGCAGCGCUUAGUGUCAGUGGAGUUUCUGUGCGUGAACUUGCAGCUAUUGCAACUACAGUAAAACCGGGACUGGCACCGAGCCUUGACGUGGGGCUGCGGUACAGCAUGAGCUUGGUGCACAAGCACCAGAAGCCGUUCAUACCCAUCCAUCACAUGGAGGCUCACGCGCUCACCGUCAGGCUGACGCACCACGUUGAAUUUCCCUUCUUAGUUCUUCUGCUCUCUGGAGGCCACUGCAUCUUGGCAGUAGCACAGGGAGUUUCAGAUUUCCUUCUGCUUGGGCAGUCCAUUGAUAUAGCACCGGGUGACAUGCUGGAUAAGGUAGCAAGAAGACUCUCUUUAAGAAGUCACCCAGAGUGCCACAGCAUGUCUGGGGGGAAGGCGAUCGAGCACUUGGCUCAAACUGGAAACCGGCAGCAGCACACCUUCAGGCUUCCCAUGCAGCAGUAUCGUAACUGUGACUUCUCUUUUUCUGGACUUCAGAACCUUGUCAAUAAAGCCAUUAUACAAAAAGAAAAAGAAGAAGGUAUUCAAGAAGGUGAGAUCCUGUCCUGUGUGAAGGAUAUCGCUGCUGCGGUACAGCACGCAGUGGCUCUUCAUAUUAUCCAGCGGACUUAUCGAGCCAUGCUGUUCUGCAUAAAAAAUAGCAUAUUGCCAUCAAAAAAUGCAACUUUGGUUGUAUCAGGAGGAGUUGCAAGUAAUAAGUAUAUCCGAAAAGGUCUACAGACUUUGGCAGAUGCAAAUGAUUUUGCUUUUCUGUGUCCUCCUCCAAGACUCUGCACUGAUAAUGGUGUUAUGAUUGCAUGGAACGGCAUCGAAAGGUUACGUGCAGGACUUGGUGUUCUACAUAGCACUGACGGCCUCCGCUACGAACCGAAAGCUCCCCUUGGAAUUGAUAUUUCAAAAAGAGUUGAAGAAGAUUCCAUCAAGUUGCCAAAACUAAAAAAGAAGAUACGAUGGCUGGCAUCUUAA